CCUUCCUCCGCAUAAAUAGACACAUGCCGCCGUCAUAUCCAUAGCUUCCCUCUCGCCGUCCGUCGUCCGCCAUCCGCCAAACUGCGACGCCCACAAAGCCUCACUUCGCUCCGGGCACGACCCGGGGGCACACGCGCCUCCUCCAGGCCGACUAUAUUACAGAGCAGCCACGCCUUGUAUUCACCAUUUCACAAGGCCACUUGCAAAUCCCCCGUCAAAUAUCUGUCUGCGCGUGCUUGGCUUCCAACGACGGGUGGGGAUCGCCAGUUUACCUCUAGGAAUCGCGCGUUUCACAUCUCGUCGGCAGAUCGUGCUCAACCUUUGCCAGACUGGAAUUUCUCUACCAGCCAUCGUUGGCCAUCACCUCCGCCACCUUCUCAACCUUGGACAACACCUGUACCCAGGAAAACGGAUGAAUUUACACCGACUACUCGUUUAGCACCAGCUUUUCGCACGCCACGUUUUCGCAACAGUCCAGAUUUCGAAAAUCAACCGAAGCAAGCAGCAAAUGUACUACCCACAAGGACUGAAACCCAAGUCAGUGACGCAGAGCUUCAGCAGCUUUCUGUUGCUGCUGACGAUCAGCAUUUUGGCGAUGUCUUUGCUGAGGAGGUCUCUCCUAAUUUCCAUCUGGAAAAUCUGAAGAUGGGAAAACUAGACGAGAUUAAGGGCUGGGUUGAAGCCGAUUAUACCCCACCAGAUGAGAAUAUCAGCUGGGAUGAGGCUCUAAACAUACCAUUAUCCCCAGCUCCGCCAAUGGAAGAAUUUCCCGACUUCUUUGCCGCUCCCCAUCAUCUACCCAGGAAGAGCGAAAUCACUCCGCCCGUCUUCAAUUUUACAAUCGAAAGUGAUACAUCAUCAGUUGAUGAUACGGCUCUUACGUCAAAUAUUCCUGCUAUCCCUCUCGCAGCGGAUGGAUACCCGCUUGACGGCAACACCCGAUUCGAUUGGCGUGCUCGCGCGCUUGGUCAACUGAGGCGUCCACUCCCCCCACACCUCCGACCCCGUAACCGUCAUUGGAUGUUCGCUAAACAACCUCGUAGAUACCAACCGGUUGUGACCAAGCUUCCGAGUGAUCAUCCUUUAUCCAUUGCUUUGGAGCGAUACCGGAGACACUUCAGUCAGCUUCUCAAAGCAGAACUACAAGAAGAAGCCAGGCUAUUCAAUCAAAGGCUGGAAGAGUGGAGUACAGAAAAACUUGUCAAGGCUGGCUACACACUUGUCAACGUAAGAGGAGAUGAAGUUUCCCAGAAGCAUAAUUCUCAGGGAGAAAGGUCCUUUAUAUAUUCGUUCGUCAGAGGAAAGGGUACCAUGAUUGACGCUGCAAAGUUUACGUUCGGCCAGUAUGUCAUGCUCUCAAGAACUCAUCCUUUCCAAGAUGCUGUCAAAGACGACGAAUCCAGACCUAUUCUAGCUACCGUGAACUCCAAGACCAAGGGAGUCGUCCAGGUAUUGAGUCCUGUGCCCAUACCAGAUAUACGUCAAGGUGUAUGGCGGCUUGAUAUUGGCCACUCAGACUAUGUGUAUAGGAAACAGCUUGAGGCGAUGAGCUUUCUGAACAACAAUCCUCUUGAACAAGACGUGUCUGAUUAUGUCGAGGACUCUUUCGAAUCCUAUCCCCAGUUCCCACUUGAUAUGCCCAAGAAAAAUCCUUUGGUGGUCUCUACACCCUCGUCAGCUGCUCCGUCAAACCAAGCUAUUCUCAAAGGCACCAGUCUUCGAGAGACUCUAUUAAGGGCCUUCUCGAAAGAUUUUUGCCCUCCUGUCCCAUCAGCAUCAUCCCCCAGUGACUCUUCGUCUCCUAUUUCAAAUGCCAAGUCCGAUGGUUUUGUUUCAAACGCCCACGCUUUAUCACCGACAGAUCUCGAUGCCAUCCCAAAACCUCAUCUAGCCUCUGGCACCGGCGAAACCAAAAAGAGUGGUAUUUUGAACAGAAAUACGUUGAUAAGAAGUUGGGCGGAGAGACAUCGUUCUGAGCGAGAGACCCCUGUGGAAGUUGAGGGUGAUCCCUAUGUCCCUUUGAACCGGACUCAGUUGCGGGCCAUGGGAAUGAUGUUGAGCGAGGCAUUAUCUCUAGUCCAAGGCCCUCCCGGUACGGGCAAGACUCGUGUCAUCGUCGAAACUAUCAAGCUCCUCAAGCAUCAUUUCCAGAUUCCCCAUCCUAUUCUUGUUUGCGCCCAUACCAACGUCGCUGUCGACAAUCUUUUAGCAGGUAUGGUAAAACAUGGAGUCAAGGCCAUUAGAACAGGAAUGGCCGAAAGAGUCCCUACCGAUCUGAAGCAGUAUACCUUGGGGAUUAAAAUGGAAAGCCACCCCAUGUGGACCUGUGUGCAGACCAUGACUGAGAAAACUAAAAGACUCAAGGAUGAAAUCUUCAGAUUGGAUUUUGGUAAUCCAGAACGACAGCAGAAAUCCUCGGAGUUGAAAAAAAUUUGGAGACAGAUUUGGGGUAUACAACAAAGUAUAACCCGGGAGCUGCUCCUCGAUGCCGACGUGGUUUGCACGACUUGCAUAUCGGCCAUAUCAGCCAACCUCAACAGUAUCGACUUCCCCAUAGUUUUUUUAGAUGAAGCGAGUAUGGCAACCGAACCCUUGACUCUCUUACCCCUGAUGAAAGGUUCAUCCCAUGUAGCCAUUAUCGGUGAUCAUAAGCAACUUCCUCCAGUUAUUGUGUCUCAGGAUGCGCAUGCCGGAGGAUUGUCGACCAGCUUGUUUGAAAGGCUGAUCCAUGAAAAAAACGUCCCUUCUAUAAUGCUUGACACACAGUAUCGAAUGCACCCCUCCCUCGCCGCCUUUUCUUCCAAAACCUUCUACUCCUCCUUACUCAAAAAUGGCACGCCCGCAUCAGAAAGGCCUCCUCCCGAGACAGCUUUCCUCAUUCCGGAAGAUCCAAUUCCUGAUCCGUCUACGGGCGAGUUGAGGUUGUGGGGGGAGAAGACCAAUUUGACCUUUCUGAAUCACAGUCAUCUUGAAAGCCCUGUUUUACAGAGUAUGGCCAACGAGGGAGAAGCGGAAAUUAUCGUAGACGUUGUAACUGAUCUCCUCCACAAGAACCCCGAUUUGAAAGGUUCUCAAAUUGGUAUCAUCGCUCCUUAUCUUGGUCAGAUCAAAGUUCUUUCAGAAACCCUUUUCGCCUCGGAGACCCAAGAUUCUCUCAAAAGAAUCCUUGGAGAUGAACGAACGGAAGAAAUUCAAGAUGUGGAAAUUAAGACUGUUGACGGCUUUGAAGGGAGAGAGAAAGAAGUAAUCAUUUUUAGUACUGUUAGAUCGAAUGCCGGUGGGUAUAUCGGCUUUUUGGGUGAUUGGAGGCGAGUCAAUGUUGGACUGACAAGAGCCAGACGAGCACUUAUUAUGGUCGGAAAUAAGGAGACUCUUAAGAGGGCCAAGAUGGGCAAGAUAGUGGCUGAAAAUCUGCCUCAGGGUGGGACGAGGGUGUGGCAAGAUCUCAUGGCGUACUUAGAAGAAGGGGGUAUGAUUUUAGAUACUGAUCAAGGGGUUGAUUAACGUUGUCAUCAAUUAGAUAUAUUAAACUUCUGUAAAUCAGCAUAGGAUCCGUAAAAGAACCCAUAAACUACUGUAAUCUCCAGAUGCAGAUAACUAUAG
Messenger RNA from Cryptococcus deneoformans JEC21, 3603 nucleotides. Its product is annotated as DNA helicase, putative. Gene Ontology annotation, molecular function: 5'-3' DNA helicase activity. Lineage: Eukaryota; Fungi; Basidiomycota; Tremellomycetes; Tremellales; Cryptococcaceae. The record is from RefSeq and is a predicted model, not a curated record. The coding region runs from base 646 to 3504 and encodes 952 amino acids. The transcript has 10 exons.